AGAAAACUUUGAAGAUGUUUGACAAAUACCAUGACGAUUGGAACACCCACAUCGCAAUGCACCUGCCAAGGCUCUUGUAGAUCACCGGAGAUCCGAUGUGCAAAAAUCUACUUGCUUCGCCAGGUGAGAAUCUCGUGAGAGUAUCGUGUGUUUCUUACUUGUUUGAGCAUCAUGAUGUUUUCUUUCCUACCUGCAUUCGUGUUCGCGCAAUGUCUAGCGCUGGUCGAGUCGCAGUCUUUUGGGAAUCUUCCAAGCAACAACUACGGCCUUCAGGAAAACGCAACAUAUGACUACGUCAUUGUUGGUGGAGGUACGGCAGGGCUUGCUGUCGCGUACCGCCUCGCCGAAGAUGGGACGAAGAGCGUAGCAGUGGUGGAAGCUGGAGGUUUCUACGAAAACGAUGCUGGAAAUACUUCGGUCGUGCCGGCAUAUUGCACUCAUUACGGAGACACCGAGGCGAGCGCGGCCAAUCAGUUCCCUCUCGUGGACUGGGGCUAUGUGACGCAACCCGAACAAGGUCUCGGUGGGCGGAGGUUGCAUUAUGGGCGUGGAAAGACCUUGGGCGGAAGCUCGGCCCAGAAUGCGAUGAUCUACAACCGCGGAACCAUCGGCUCAUAUCAAGAAUGGGCAGAAUUGGUGGGCGAUGAUUCUUGGACUUUUGACAAUUUACUACCCUACUUCGCAAAGGGCAUUCACUACUCGCCUCCCAAUACGACUCUUCGUGCAGCGAACGCUUCGGUUCCCCCUCCGGCCAAUCCCAAUGCCUACAGCCCCUCAGGUGGUCCAUUGCAGGUGUCGCAUCCCAACUUUGCCCAAGUCUUCGCCAGCUUCGUCAAUGGGGCCAUGCGCGAGUCCGGGAUCCCCGAGCAGCAGGAUUUCAGCAGCGGCAGUUUGCUGGGAAGUCAGUAUGCGCCACUGACCAUCGCAUACCCGGAGGAAGAACGCAGCUCAUCCGAGUCGUCGUAUCUGCGUACUGCGUUGAGCAGCAGCCGGACGAAUCUGAAAGUGUACCCCGGAACAUUGGCGAAGAGGGUUUUGUUCUCCACCAACAAGACUGCAACUGGGGUGGAAUUCGAGACUACAUCUUACGGCAAUCGCAAUAACUUUGUACUGGAAGCUCGCAAAGAGGUCAUCGUGUCAGCUGGAGCAUUCGCAAGUCCGCAACUCCUCAUGGUCUCCGGCAUUGGACCCAAAGCGCAACUCGAGCAAUACAACGUCACUGUCAUCGCAGACCGUCCCGGCGUUGGCACCAAUAUGCAAGACCACCUCGAUUUUGGCCCUGUAUGGCAGAUCAACCUCGAGUAUGGUGUGGGAGCUGACGCAGACCCAUCUCUGGAGGGUGCAAUCGCGCGUGAGUAUCUUGUCAACCGCACCGGCCAACUGACCAACGCCGGUGUCGACUACAUUGGAUGGGAGAAGCUCCCACAGCCCUACCGCAGCGCUCUGAGUGCGUCUGCCCUCCAGGAGCUUGCCAAAUUUCCAGCAGACUGGCCCGAAAUUGAGUACGAGGUUACAGCCGCAGCCCUCUCCGGGGGCGAUCCGACCAAGCGGUUUGGAACUCUGCUCACCAUUCCCGUGUCGCCGCUCUCGCGAGGCUGGGUGAACAUUACGUCCAGCGACACUGCCGUCCUUCCAAGCAUCAAUCCAAAUCAGUUGUCCGCCCCAACAGAUCGGGAGCUCGCGGUCCAGGCUUUCAAACGUGCGCGCUCCUUCUUCUCGACAAAGGCUAUGCAGCCCAUCCUCAUUCGCGAGUAUAUGCCGGGACCGAAUGUGACGAGCGACGAGCAGAUUUUGGAGUAUAUUGAGGCGACCAGCUACCAAAACUGGCAUGCUUCGUGCACUUGCAGAAUGGGACGGUCGAAUGAUACAAUGGCGGUGGUGGACUCCAAGGCUCGUGUGCUCGGUGUCAAUGGCUUAAGGGUUGUUGAUGCGUCUUCUUUCGCCUUGCUUCCACCAGGCCACCCACAAAGCACCGUCUACGUUCUGGCAGAGAAGAUUUCCGCCGACAUUCUGGCGGAUGCGCAGUCGUGAUGGAGCUUAUUGGUGGUAGUCGGCAAGUAGUUACUAACACGGCGCUUUCUCUACUCGACGGUGGAGGGCAGCUUUGGUCGUGAUUGAUCGGGAUGGAAGGCGGAUGAAUGCCACGGCUCGAGGAGAUGUAAGUUGGAUGACUACGGAGACUCCUCUCGCCAUCGGUGGGAUAUUUGUGCUAGUGCGAAUUGCCUGGUUACUAGAAUCAAUAUCGAGGUCCUUCAUUCAACGUAGGAAUGCAAUCUCGUCAGCAUCGUCCGUCUCGCCAUACAAAUCCAAUGAACUCAGCCAGGUGC
This is a messenger RNA of Neohortaea acidophila, 2327 nucleotides long. RefSeq lists its product as uncharacterized. Lineage: Eukaryota; Fungi; Ascomycota; Dothideomycetes; Mycosphaerellales; Teratosphaeriaceae. Bases 172 to 2031 code for a protein of 619 amino acids. Gene Ontology annotation, biological process: secondary metabolite biosynthetic process. Gene Ontology annotation, molecular function: flavin adenine dinucleotide binding; oxidoreductase activity, acting on CH-OH group of donors. The record is from RefSeq and is a predicted model, not a curated record. The transcript has 6 exons.